AUCGUUUACGACGAACCUUGACCCACCAGACAGUUAAAACGUGUCUUUUAGACAAUUUUCGUCAUGUACGUAUGUUCUUACCACUUGCACGAGAUAGUUGCAAGAUGGCAGCUGUACUAAUCACAGGCUCAUUAGUUGUAGGAAUAUUUUUUCUAAUUGCAUUCCUAUUCAGAUGGCGGAAGAUAGACAUACCUGGACCAAAAGGCAUUCCUUUAAUAGGAAAUGCGCUACAACUCUCCAAAGACCUACCAUAUAUUCAGAUUCAAGAAUGGGCGAAGGAAUUCGGAAAUGUUUUUAAACUCCAACUUUUCAGAGAAGAAGUUGUUGUUUGUAGCGAUUAUGAAACGAUCAUGAUGACUAGGUCAGAUGAUUUUGCAGGUCGACCAAAAUCUUGGCGUUUCACUCUUUCAAUUCCUGGUGGCGAUAAAGCUAUACUCUUUCAAGACUUCAACCAAUCGCUUAAGCUUAUGCGAAAACUUACUGUACGAGGACUCAAACAGUAUGGAGAAGCAUCUGAUCGUAUAGUUGAUAUAUCUCUGGAAUCGAUUGAAGAAUGCAUUACAGAGUUUUUGUCACACAAUGGCGAAGCGUUUAAUCCAAUCAUACCCUUAGACCGAUGUAUCACGAAAUUCAUUAUGAAUCUGAUGCUUGGAGAAAAUGUGGACUUCAUAGAGGAUGAUUUCGUCGCUGUAGAGAAGAUGCAACGUGGAAUGGAACACAUGGCACAAGGGAGUGGCCAGGAGUUGGACAUCUUCCCAUGGCUGCGUCACUUUGGCACAAAGUCUUACAGAGUUUUAAUGGAAAUGAACAAAGCUGGCUGUGACAGCUGUAAGACAUGGAUUGACAGAUAUAGAUCCAAGUCCGAAGAAUCAAACUCGAAUGAUACCAAAUCCAUAACAACUGUAUUAGGCGUACUACUGACAGCUUACGAUGAUGGACUCAUAGAUAUGGACAAUGUCAACGGUGUACUCUUUGAAACCGCUGUAGCAGGUACUUUGACUACCAAAGCACACCUUGACUGUUUCAUUCUGCUUAUGCUUAAUUACCCGGAUGUCCAAGAGAGACUUAUUGCGGAGAUACAAGCUGCAAUCCCUGCAGAUAAAUCUCCAACUCUCGCUGACCGUGAAAAACUGCCCUUCACAGAGGCAGUAAUAUUGGAGAACUUUCGAUUCAUGUCCCCAGCUCCAUUGGGCGUUGCCCAUAAGACCACAUGUAAUACAACUCUCAGGCGAUAUAAAAUACCCAAAGACACACAGAUUUGGACAAACGUAUGGGCAGCCCAUCAUGACCCUCGCUACUUCACUGACCCGCUUACUUUCAAGCCAGAGAGAUUUUUGAACAGUGAUGGCAAAGCUUACAAGCUAGCAGAUGUCAAAUCAUUAUUCCCUUUUGGAGUUGGAAAGAGAUCAUGUCUUGGCGAGAAAAUAGGGAUGGACAGGAUUUUUCUAUUUGUCUCAAAUAUGAUGCACAGAUUGAGAUUCGUCCCCGCGAACAAGAAUAAUAUUCCGUCGUGUGACCUUAAGACCUUCAACACUGCUAUCACUUAUCAAUCGCCUCCAUUCUGUUUGAAAGUAGAACCGUUGGACAAGAAUGGGUAACAAUGUCAAAUACAAAAUGACCUGUGAAUUAAGGCCUAUUUUCAACAUUGCUAUCACUUAUCAGUCGCCUCCAUUCUGUUUGAAAGUAGAACCACUGAACAAGAAUGGCUGACAAUACAAAUAUAAGUGAGCCUGUAAAUUAAGGCCUAUCUUCAACAUUGUUAUCACUUAUCAAUCGCCUCCAUUCUGUCUGAAAGUAGAACCGUUGGACAAGAACGGGUAACAAUGCCAAGUGUAAAGGGAGCCUGUGAAUUAAGGCCUAUCUUCAACAUUGCUAUCACUUAUCAGUCGCCUUCAUUCUGUUUGAAAGUAGAACCAUUGAACAAGAAUGGGUAACAAUGACAAAAAUAAGUGAGCCUGUAAAUUAAGG
This is a messenger RNA of Owenia fusiformis, 1968 nucleotides long. The record is from the annotation of a GenBank genome assembly. Lineage: Eukaryota; Metazoa; Annelida; Polychaeta; Sabellida; Oweniidae.